AUGACACCGCCGGCAGAAUUCCUUCAGUCUCCGACCAAGAACUUCAAUGUGGCUGUCGUCGGCGGCGGCAUCGCCGGCCUUACGUUAAUGCUCCAGCUCCUGCUUCAUCGCAUACCGACGACGCUCUAUGAGCAAGCGUCAAAGUUUGGAGAGAUUGGUGCCGGCGUUUCUUUUGGGCCCAAUGCUCUGAGAGCCAUGUCACUGAUCUCGCCGUACGUCCGGAAGGCUUUCGAGAACCAGGCGACGUACAACCAGUCAGCGGAUCACAAGGGUGUGUGGUUCGAGUUCCGGUACGGCGAGUCCUUUGACGGCAGACACAAGGAAGGCGACCUUAUCUACCGGCUGGAAUGUGAAGGCGGCCAAACCAGCAUUCACAGGGCGCAUUUCCUUGACGAGUUGGUGAAGUUGUUACCUGACGGAGUUGCCAAGUUUGGCAAGCGGGCUGUGGAUUAUGAAGAUGAUGGAAAUGGCGUGUUGCUCAAGUUUCAAGACGGCACGACAGCCCGGCAUGACGCUGUCAUUGCUUGUGACGGGAUCAAGUCCAAGCUGCGUAGUGUACUCCUCGGAGAGCAGAACCCGGCGGCGAAACCCGUCUUCUCUGGCAAGUAUGCGUACCGCGGGCUUGUCCCCAUCGAACAAGCCCAAGAGAUGCUAGGAGAGAAGUUGGCCAAGAACAGCCAAAUGUACUUUGGGAGGCACGGCCACAUCCUCACCUUCUCCGUAGCAAAAGGCAAGAUGAUGAAUGUUGUUGCAUUUCGCAGUAAGGAUGACUGGAACUCGGACGACUGGGUCGUGCCGGUGAAGAAGGAGGACAUGCUCGCUGACUUUGAGGGCUGGAGCGAGCAAGCCCGGAAAAUCAUCCAAAUGAUGCAGAAGCCCGACGUAUGGGCCCUUUUCGAUCAUCCGCCCAGCAACACAUACUAUCAAGGACGGGUAUGUCUCGUCGGCGACGCCGCCCACGCAUCAACGCCUCACAAGGGCUCCGGGGCGGGCAUGGCGAUUGAAGAUGCUUAUAUCAUGGGAAAUUUGCUGGGCCUGAUCGACAGCCCCGAGGAGCUAGAAACUGCCUUCUCCGUCUUUAACCAAAUGAGAAGGGAGCGAUCGCAGCGGCUAGUCACAGACAGCCGCGAGCAGGGUCACUUAUACGAGUUCGAGCUGAAUGAGGAUCCUGAGUGGAUUGCCAACAACCUAUCAACGCGUAUGGAUUGGGUAUGGAAGUAUGAUUUGACCCAAGAGCUGGAAAAGGGGCGGCGCCUAUUACAAACAAAGGCACAAUUAUAA
This is a messenger RNA of Colletotrichum truncatum, 1281 nucleotides long. RefSeq names its product mannitol 1-phosphate dehydrogenase. The record is from RefSeq and is a predicted model, not a curated record. Lineage: Eukaryota; Fungi; Ascomycota; Sordariomycetes; Glomerellales; Glomerellaceae. Gene Ontology annotation, molecular function: FAD binding. Gene Ontology annotation, biological process: secondary metabolite biosynthetic process.